CAUUGACCAAAAUAAUGUCGGUUUAAAACAGGCGUACGUAAAAUUUGUACAGUAGUGUUAUUUUGUCUGUAAUCCAGAUGAUGUUUUUGCUUUAGAAGGGACACAAUUAAUGUGUUAAAUUAAUUUGUGUGAGCAAAGUAUGGACUUUAAUGACUAUUUUAAGCUGAACUAUUCUAGUAAAGGGAGAGGUGGUGGCAACGCUGCCAACAACAACGCUCCCAAUACCGGAAGUACGUUACCAAUCACAAUGACGUCAUCACAAGCGCCAUUGGACGCGUCUAAUUUAUACAACGAAUAUUUUACGGCAGCGGAACAUGCGACUGAGCGCGUGGCUACAUUAGUUAAUGAUGACUUUGACUCCAAUCAUCUGUUUUGUCAGAUGGACAUGUUGAGAACUUAUAAAAAUGAACUUGUUUGGAAAGAAAUGGCCAGGUGGAUACGUUACGAGGAAGCGGUGGAAGAAGGAGGACAGAGGUGGUCCAAGCCUCAUGUUGCCUCACUUAUGAUGGAAGCUUUACAAGACCUACAGAAUAUUCUCUCAACUUGUCCAGUUAUACUAGAUAGUAAGGCAAGAACAAUGGCUGAUGUCGCAGAGGAAAUCACCAAUGCUUGGACGAAGGAAAGAGCUAUCAUGUCUAUAUUGAAGAAUAAAUUGAUAUCUGUAUUACUCAAACAACAUAAAUUUCAACAUUUCAAGAGAAGUGACUUGAAGAAGAAGGUACCGUCAUCUUUGAACCUGCAGAAGAUGCAUCAAAAUGAAGCCUAUAUUAACAAGGCUUACGAAAAGAACACGGACACUUUACACAUACCUAACAACCUUUCAACGCCGAACACUGACACGUGUCCAGAUUCCCCGUCACUUGCCAUGGGAGAAAUGAAUAAAAGUUUUAUGAAGAAGAUACCAUCGGGAUCGGAGGUUGCCAAUCUUCUUGUCGGCGAAAUUCCUGAACUUGAUCAAAUAAUCGCUGGCUUUGUUAGACUAAAGGACUCCUGUAAUAUCGGCGACAUUACCGAGGUAGAUUUGAAUACAAAGUUUAUUUUUGUUGUACUUGGACCAAAGUUACAUCUGGGACAUUGUGCCGAGAUGUGUAGAUGCAUGGCGACACUGUUCACUGACGAGAUAUUUCGGUGUGUUGCUUACCGAGCAGAAGAUAGAAUAGAUCUGUUGUGUGGUGUUCAGGAGUUUUCUCUACAUCUGACUGUGUUACCGCCAGGUGUGUGGGACCCGUCUACUAGAAUAGAGCCACCCGACGAACUUCCGUCACAGGACUACAGGAAGAGCCCCGGACCUAUGACCAGCAGUAAAAGUGCCGUCUCUCUGGUAGAGAUGGACAAAAAGUCUGAGCAAAGUGACCCGCCUGAAGAAAGUCACAGUGACCCUGGUACAAUGGAGUGUAUUUUAGCAGCUGCAAUAUCUGGCGUUUUAUUUGCUUUGUUUGCCGGACAACCUUUAAACAUCCUGGGAAGUACCGGACCAAUGCUUGUCCUGGAGGGAAUUCUUUACCGAUUCUGCAAGGAUCAGGAGUGGGAUUUUCUACCAUUUCGUGUCUGGGUAGGAUUUUGGACCGGUUUCUUCAUUCUCCUGAUAGUUGCGCUUGACCUUAGUGCACUUGUUCGAUACAUCACCAGAUUUACAGAAGAAAGUUUCGCCUGUCUGAUUGCCCUGAUAUUUAUCGUGUCUGCUUUUAAGAAAACAUUUGGUAUCGAGCACACUAAACCCGUGCAUUUUAACCCUCCAUCAGUUAAACCAGGAUGCUUCUGUUUGCUAGGUGGAAAUUCCACGAUGAACGUGUCGGAAAAUUAUCUGACGUCAACCACGUCAUUGCUAAAUGCUGACGUCACGUCAACCACUCUUCCACAAUCAAUGUCGAGUGUAACAUCACUGCUGUCGAAUGUAACCCAAUCACCAAAUGUGAGCACGACGGAAAAGUAUAAGCCAAGUUCAGCUUUAGAAGCCGAGUGUUUGACUCUUGGUGGCUACAUGCAAGGAGUAUGCGAUGAAAAAUAUGUCCCGGAUGUGUUCUUCUUUUCAUUGAUCUUAUUUUUCGGGACGUUUUUCCUUGCUACUGUCCUCGUGCACUUCAGACACAGUCUAUUCUUCCCGACGUUUGUUCGACAAAAUGUCAGUGACUUUGCUGUUCUAAUCUCAAUUAUUGUAAUGGUGAGUGUAGAUGCCACGUUAGGUCUACCAACACCAAAACUACUGGUUCCCGAAGAGUUCAAGCCGACAAAGCCUGGGCGUCCAUGGUUUAUCAACCCAAUUAGUGAGAAGAAUCCCUGGUGGUUAAUGAUACUAUCUGCUGUUCCAGCUAUGUUAGCAACCAUUCUUAUAUUCAUGGAUCAACAAAUUACUGCUGUUAUUGUAAACAGGAGAGAAAAUAAACUGAAGAAAGGUUCUGGUUACCAUCUAGACAUGCUGGUGGUGGGAGUUCUUGUUGUUGUUCACGGUUUAUUGGGGUUACCAUGGUAUGUUGCCGCUACUGUUACAGCACUUGCUCAUAUUAUGAGCUUGAGGAAGGUUUCCGAAUGUACGGCUCCCGGCGAAAAGCCGACUUUCCUCGGUGUUAGGGAACAGCGUGUGACAGCGUUUCUUGUUGGUGUUUUUAGUGGAUUAGCAGUACUAAUAACGUCUGUUCUCCGAUAUAUUCCUAUGCCUGUACUCUACGGUGUGUUCUUGUUUAUGGGCGUGGCCCCUCUUUCCGGGAUGCAGCUGUGUCAGAGAGUUUUGUUGAUAUUUAUGCCGGCCAAGUACCAGCCAGAUUACUCUUACAUCCGGAACGUGCCAAUAAAGCGCGUGCACCUCUUCACAUUGUUCCAAGUAGUAUGUUUGGCAGGACUUUGGGUGAUAAAAAGCGUUCAAAGCAUUUCUAUCGCCUUCCCAUUAAUGGUGCUAAUAAUUUGCUUUGUGCGUAAAGGACUUGAUCACGUGUUCACUCAGCGAGAAUUGAAAUGGUUAGACGAUAUAUUGCCUGCUACACAGGUUAAGACAGGAGAGUCUGAAAUGGAAAAAACAGAAGAACCUAUUCUGAUAAAAGUAACUACUGAAGAUGGUGAAUGGCCCGAGCCUCCUAGGAGCAAAAUUCCGAUUGUACGGACGCUGUCUGCCCCAGAGAAAGAAUCCGGUACGGAGAAUGGUGACUUACCGAGCAGAGAGGCGCUUAAACCAAGGAUGAGCCUUACUUUCGUCUGUAAAACAGACAUUGAUAGAAUAAAAGCCAUGACACCAGAAGUCGUUACUAACAGAAGGCAAUCCCUUGCCCUGGCAGUAGGCCGAAAACGUUCAAUACAGACAAGUGACGGCGGAGGUACAGGAUAUAGCGCAGAUCGUCGUAAAUUUUCGUCACCGCUUAUGAUUGCGCGUAAACUUUCCGUAGAAGCGUACGCAAGUCCAUUCGGAAAUAUUCCGCCAACUAUAGACGAACAUAAUAAGCUGAACAAAAUGUUGUCUCUACCAGCAACAAUUGCAGACGAGAAUGAAAAUGAAAACGACUCUGACGAAUCAAAUAAAGACAAGUGAUGAAUGUGAUCACGUGCUCAAUGUUUUAUAUCUCUUAUACAAACAAUACAACCAUAUUUAUACAAGAUUUUAUCAUAUAUAAACUUAUAUUAUAUACGCAAUGAUUGAUAUAAAGGAUCAUAUUAAAGAUAACAUGCAAGAAAGGGAAAAAUGGAAUAGCCUGAUAAUUGCUAUAUAGACGGAAGUUGAAAUGUUCGGUAGUUUAAAUGAUCAUGAGCUAAGAGAUUCUAACACAAUGUUCACCAUCAUGAUACUGAGUGUUACAUGCAUAAUCAAGGUCCUUAUAUGCAAGGUCAUAAAAACAAAAUAUAAAGAUUUUGUUCAGAGCAUAAUUUGCAGGGAGGUAUUGCAGUACUGCUUGAUGCAAAUGUUCACCAACAUGAGCCUAAGUGUUUCGCGCUUGACCUAGGUCAGUAGGUUAAAGGUUAUAGUCACACCUACAGGUCAACAAAAUAAAAUUUCCACAGCAUUUUUGAGAAGCUAGUUAUCUCUGCGAUGUGAAAAGUUCAGUACCCCGUUUGAACGAAAAAAUGUGUUUAUUAACAAACAAAUUCUGAAGAUCAAACUACAUUUAUAAAUAUGAAGGCAAUUGUCCCCAUUUUUCUACCUAAUUUGUAGCUAGCCGGCAAAUACAAAAUGUAUUACUUUCAUAUCUAU
Molecule: messenger RNA, 4174 nt
Organism: Ruditapes philippinarum (Manila clam)
Lineage: Eukaryota; Metazoa; Mollusca; Bivalvia; Venerida; Veneridae
Product: electrogenic sodium bicarbonate cotransporter 4-like
Exons: 19
Coding region: 140-3517 (1125 amino acids)
Biological process (GO): regulation of intracellular pH; bicarbonate transport; transmembrane transport
Cellular component (GO): plasma membrane
Molecular function (GO): monoatomic anion transmembrane transporter activity; sodium:bicarbonate symporter activity; solute:inorganic anion antiporter activity
Source: RefSeq, a predicted model, not a curated record